AGGCAGCCUGUGUUAACCCUUGAGGCGCCACAGUUUUUUCAAUAAAAUAUUCAAUUUUGAUAUCACUUUUUCAAAAGGUUGUAACUUGAAAAUGAUUAGAGAUAAAGGCAUACUGUAAAUGAGUAAAAUCAUCAGUAUGAUCCAAAGUUUGUGAUGGGAGUAAGUUCACUCAUCUAAUUUGCAUAUCAUGACGUCACCAGGCGGCGGACAUAUGGAUUACAUAACUUUCACAGAUGUUUAUCGAUCAAGAUGGCGUCUGUCUGUUUAUCUGUGCACAACAUUACUCAAAAACAGACCAACAGAUUUGGAUGAAAUUUUCAGGGAAGAUCAGAAAUGACACAAGGACCAAGUGAUUAGAUUUGGGCAGUGAUGUACAUUAAAGUCUGGAGCCAUGGAUUUGUUAAAAAUUUCUGUGUCAUUGCAAGAUAGUGGGAUGGCGUCACUGUAACUAUGACAACAAGUGAACGCUAUGCUCUCUUGUAUAAUGUGUACAUUGUAAGCAUGAGAUAAAAAAUACAACAGCUGAACAAAUAUACAACUUACAACAAAGGAUAAGGUUGGAGUUGAGAAAGGGUGGACAGGACACCACAUGAAAAUGUUUGAUUAACUGUUUUGACUGAUGCAUGUAGAGAAGAACCGGUUGUAUGAAUCAGCAUGAACUGCAUCUGCUUUUCGAACCAAAAAUGUUUGCAUGCCAGACGCGCAAAAUGAAAACUCGUGCACACCCAGGAGCUGUCACAUGAGACACACUGCAUACUGAUGAAGACACAGAUAUGAAUUUAUCAUCAGUGGUGAGAAUAUGGAAUGAAGAGAACAGAAUCGGGAGGAGGAUUGUCUCUGAUGCACACUGAUUGGUCAAUGUCUUGAAGAUAACAUUUCAUUUUAGAGUAAGUUUUUUGAUCAUUCUCUUUGACAGGUCAGUGAAGAGGCUGACAGGAAAGUCGGGAGAAGAGACCUGCAGCAAAGGGCCGAGAGCUGGAAUCAAACCCAGGCUGCUGUGUCACUGAGUAUAGCCCCUGUUCAUGGGUCGUCCUCUCAACCUGUUGAGCCAUGUGGGCGAACCUUUGAAAAUAACAUUUCUGAUGCAAUCUCUGUUGAACUUCAAAGAAACAGGAAAUAUUACUAGACAGCAGCUGAGUGUGUUGUUUGAAGGUAGAGCCCUGAGCAGAACCAUGCGUUUUUCUUGUGAUUUCUGCAGCCUUCUUUAAUUCAACAACUUAUCUUCUGAUUACAAGCUGUGUUAAAAACAUGACUGAUAUGUGAAUUAUUUACAAAUACUGUUUUUACUACUUCACUGCUCUGUUGUUACUGGCAGCUGCUCAAUUGCACAUUGUCCAGAGUUCAAGAACAAACACAAAGAAAUUCUCGCCUACGUGAACAAUCGGCUCCUUUUUUUUUUCCUUGACUCAUAGAUCUUUGGUGAUAACACUAAAAUGGGAUGGGACUAAAUUCCACCAAUCCGGAUGUGAUGGGCUGGAGCUUGGAAUAAAACCAGCCUUCUGUGUAUUUCAGUUCCACUUCUCACUUCGUUCACCAGCCACAACAUUUUCUGUCUUCUGUCUUCUGUUGCACUUCACUCUGAAACCAUGGCCAAGGACAUGACUCUGCUGUGGGGCUCCAGCUCUCCUCCCUGCUGGAGGAUCCAGAUCAUGCUGGAGGAGAAGCAGCUGCAGGGCUACAACCAAAAACUGCUCUCCUUUGAGAAAAUGGAGCACAAAUCCCAGGAAGUCCUGGACAUGAACCCCAGAGGUCAGCUUCCUGCGUUCAAAUGUGGGAACCAUAUCCUGAAUGAGUCCUACGCCGCCUGCUUUUUCCUGGAGAAUCAGUACAAGUCCCAGGGAACCAAGCUGAUCCCCGACUCCCCUGAUGCACAAGCGCUGAUGUACCAGCGCAUGUUUGAGGUUUUAACCCUCCACCAGAAAAUGGUGUGCGUUAUCUACUACAACUACAUGGUCCCAGAGGGGGAGAGACACGACUCUGCAAUUCAGAGAAAUAAGGAGGCUCUGACAGCUGAGCUCAAGCUGUGGGAGGGAUACCUGAAUAAAACGGACUGUUACCUGACAGGAAAAGAAUUCACACUGGCUGAUGUGCUUGUUUUUCCCGUCAUUGCUUAUAUAUUCCACUCUGGGUUAUGUAGUGAGCGUUACCCUGCACUGGCAAAAUACUACAACAGUUUGAAGGACAGACCCAGCAUCAAAGCCACCUGGCCUCCUACCUGGCAGAGCACCCCCGCACAGGACACACUGAAAACUGUCUGAGAUCCAAAUCCUCCUCAGCAGACACACUAACUGUUUCUGUUGUGAUUUGAUAUGUUACCACUCCUUGCAUUCCACUCCUUUUUGUUUAAAAACUACUUUACAAACUACGCUUUGCUUCUGCUAUGAAGAGCAAUUUUCAACCAUCAUUUGUUUGUGAUUCUAAAUUCAAAAUAUUCUUAUUGUGCUGCAAACAAAAGCAAUAAAAAAAGAGAAUUUCAA
Molecule: messenger RNA, 2477 nt
Organism: Amphiprion ocellaris (clown anemonefish)
Lineage: Eukaryota; Metazoa; Chordata; Actinopteri; Pomacentridae
Product: glutathione S-transferase A-like
Exons: 6
Coding region: 1587-2258 (223 amino acids)
Source: RefSeq, a predicted model, not a curated record